CGGAGACUUUCAGAAGUGAUUCCUUUGACAAGAAAAUAACGAUAUACCACAAAUCACUCCCGAAAGGACAAGAGCAACGAACGGCUCAAUCGCCUGGUGGAGAUUUUGCCUCUUCUGUGGGACUUCCUUAAUUCCUACUCCUCGCGCGCUCCUUUUAUCUGAGAACUAGAGAGAUUACUGAAAGAAAAAAAACAACAGUAGGCUAGAGGAAGAAAGAACACUUGUUUGAUUGGUUGAUGCCUGUUUGUCUUCUCUAAAAUAUUGUCCUUUCUUUUUAAGUGACGUUUAAUGACUUCUGGCAGCGCUCCUUGAACCAGAAGAGACCCAGCGCUUCUCAUCCUCUUGGCUCCCCCUCGUCACUUUCACCUGAUGGUCCAGGAACACGUAUCUUCUUCACAAGAGUUGUUGACGCACAGGUCACUGAUCCCUGGAUGUUGACAGCUCCUUUUCCCAGUCCACGAGCAGACCCUAAUAUCGUUCAUAUUUCUCUCGCUCUCUCGUUACUGAGAGAAAACUAAAAAAUAAGUGAUAAACAUUACGCCUAACCAUCUCUAUCGCCGUCUGUGUGAUCAAAAGCCACGGGGAAGGAAGGAAAAGGAAACGAUAGAGAGAGGGGGCGAGAGGGAAAUAGUGAGUGACGGGAGGAGGAACCGUGAGUUUUGAUGUUUGGGAUCCAGGAGAACAUCCAGAGGAGCGGAAGUAUUAUGAAAGAAGAGCCCAUGGUGGCCGGGAUGAACGCUGUUCGGAGCUGGAUGCAGGGCGCCGGGCUGCUGGACGUCAGCACAGCCGCCCAGAGCGGCGUGGCUCUGGCCCGGGCACAUUUCGAGAAGCAACCGCCCUCCAACCUCCGCAAGUCCAACUUCUUCCACUUUGUGCUGGCUCUGUACGACAGACAAGGCCAGCCGGUGGAGAUCGAGAGAACCAGCUUCGUUGGAUUUGUUGAAAAGGAAAAAGAAACGCCAGGGGAAAAAACCAACAAUGGGAUACAGUACAGGUUACAGCUCCUAUACAGCAAUGGUAUCAGGACAGAACAGGACUUUUACGUGCGCCUCAUCGAUUCCAUGACCAAACAGGCGAUCAUCUAUGAGGGACAGGAUAAGAACCCUGAGAUGUGCCGGGUUCUACUGACUCACGAGAUUAUGUGCAGUCGGUGUUGUGAUAAGAAGAGCUGUGGCAACAGAAACGAGACGCCCUCUGACCCCGUCAUCAUUGACAGGUUCUUCCUCAAGUUCUUCCUGAAAUGCAACCAGAACUGUCUGAAAAAUGCAGGGAACCCACGAGACAUGAGACGCUUUCAGGUGGUGGUGUCUACCACGGUGAGUGUGGACGGACAUGUCCUCUCUGUGUCUGACAACAUGUUUGUCCACAACAACUCUAAACACGGUCGCCGGGCCAGGAGACAAGACCCUUCAGAAGGAACACCCUCGUACCUGGAGCAUGCCACCCCUUCUAUCAAGGCCAUCAGCCCCAGUGAGGGCUGGACUACAGGCGGGGCGACAGUCAUUAUCAUUGGAGAAAACUUCUUUGAUGGACUUCAGGUCAUAUUUGGUACCAUGCUGGUCUGGAGUGAGCUCAUCACAGCCCACGCCAUCCGGGUGCAGACUCCCCCAAGACACAUCCCUGGGGUUGUAGAGGUCACUCUGUCAUACAAGUCUAAACAGUUCUGCAAGGGCACACCUGGACGCUUCAUAUACACAGCGUUGAAUGAGCCCACUAUAGAUUACGGCUUCCAGAGGCUGCAGAAGGUCAUCCCCAGACAUCCAGGAGACCAGGAGAGACUACCUAAGGAAGUCAUUCUAAAGAGAGCGGCAGACUUGGUAGAAGCGCUGUACGGGAUGCCACACAACAACCAGGAGAUGAUUCUGAAGCGGGCAGCAGACAUGGCAGAGGCGUUGUACACAACGUUGCCACGCAGCCACAACCAGCUGACUGGGAUGGGCAGCGGCUCCGUCCACGCCGGCAUGAUGGGCGUCAACUCCUUCCCCGGGUCAGAGGUCACACAGAUAGCCAAUCAGGGUUACAGUAGGAGUAGCAGCAGUGCAUCUCCUCAUGGUUAUGUCCCCAGCACCACUCCACAGCAGACCAGCUACAGCUCUGUUUCCACUAGCAUGAACGGCUACACUAAUUCUGGAAUGACCACACUAGGCACCUCACCCAACUUCCUCAACGGGUCAGCCACCAACUCACCCUAUGCUAUCGUUCCCUCCAGUCCCACCAUGGCCUCCACCACCAAUCUUUCAUCCAACUGCAGUAGUUCUUCAGGCAUCUUCUCCUUCUCUCCGGCCAACAUGGUGUCUGCUGCGGUCAAACAGAAGAGUGCCUUCGCCCCCGUUGUACGGCCGCAGACCUCCCCUCCACUCACCUGCACCAGCGCUAUUGCUAACGGACUGCAAGAUCAGUCUUUUGUGGACUCUAGCAAGUACUCCUCCUCCAGCUCUCUUCAGGGUCUGGCCUUCUCCUGAAUGAAUCCGGGAUGAUUGUUCCAUGAAGAUCUGUGAACGUUGAGGAUUUGGGAAUGUUGACAGGAAGAGAACAUGUCUGAUGUGUCUCUGUGUCACACUCCUACCCUCUGGACCGGAAUAGAAUACUGAACUCAAAAUGGAAGCCUUGUUAAACUCAGGCCUUUGUAGAAGGAAUCUCAUUGGAAGGAAGAAGGAUGAAGAAGAGGAUGACAAUAACAUUUUUUGAUGUAAUUUCCUAUCCCGGUGAAUUUGUAAACCUUCUGAGACGCAACAUGGAGUCAAAUAAUAAAGUUAUUUAAAAUCGA
Oncorhynchus gorbuscha (pink salmon) is the source of this 2767-nucleotide messenger RNA. RefSeq names its product transcription factor COE1-A-like. Gene Ontology annotation, biological process: regulation of transcription by RNA polymerase II. The record is from RefSeq and is a predicted model, not a curated record. The coding region runs from base 663 to 2462 and encodes 599 amino acids. Lineage: Eukaryota; Metazoa; Chordata; Actinopteri; Salmoniformes; Salmonidae. Gene Ontology annotation, molecular function: DNA-binding transcription factor activity, RNA polymerase II-specific; RNA polymerase II cis-regulatory region sequence-specific DNA binding. The transcript is spliced from 17 exons.